Messenger RNA from Dothidotthia symphoricarpi CBS 119687, 2300 nucleotides. Its product is annotated as glycoside hydrolase family 81 protein. The record is from RefSeq and is a predicted model, not a curated record. Gene Ontology annotation, cellular component: cell surface. Lineage: Eukaryota; Fungi; Ascomycota; Dothideomycetes; Pleosporales; Dothidotthiaceae. The coding region runs from base 78 to 1958 and encodes 626 amino acids. The transcript has 2 exons. Gene Ontology annotation, molecular function: endo-1,3(4)-beta-glucanase activity; glucan endo-1,3-beta-D-glucosidase activity.
CGGUGUUAUCUGUUGAAGACCUGCAGGCAUUUUCGGUAUAUGCCAACUUAGCUCCGUCUGCCGGAUCCCGGACUCUCAUGUCCAUUCCUUGUGUCCAGGGGAUGGGCUACAUUACAGCCAUCUACAAUGAUGCGACGCCGGUCUUGAAUAGCGGGGUCUUUUUCCGCUCGUUGUCGUACAUCGGGUCUCUCAACGGCGACACAUACAAGUACGCUAUCCAGCUUGAAGAUGAUUCACAAUGGCUCCUUUACGCCACACCGGCCGGAUCUGCCGGUGCUCCUCCAUUCAAUUUGACAGACAGCUCUACUAUCACGGGCCCACAAAACUUCGUCGGAACACUCCAGGUCACCAAAAUUCCUGCUGGCGCUAGCGAAGGGCAGGUCUUCGACAGGUCAGCUGGUGCAUAUGCGAUAAACACGACUAUAUCCGGGUCAGUAGAUGGAUCCACCGGUCGUUACACACUUUCCUGGGCCAAAGGAGGUCUGCAGUCCCAGACCUUGCUCAUGUAUGCUCUACCGCACCACGUAGAGUCUUUCGACCAAGAGACAUCUGCUGCCUUGACGAACAUCCAGCUGGUCACGACGACCAAAGGCUUCGCCCACGCUGUUGUCGCUGACAAUAUUACUAUGAUCGAACCCGACUUGCCAGUCACCAUUGGUUUUGCCCCAUGGACCAAGAACUCAAGUGGAGGUGGCGGUGGUUCCGAGAACCUCAGAAUCAACGCCGAAGCUCUUGCACUUGUCAACAGUGUUGGAUCGGCUGAACUCAGUGAGGACUUCAUUGCCCAGACCAGUCUGGAUAGCAUGUACUACUCGGGCAAAGGUCUCGCUAAGUUCGCUGCGAUCAUAUACACGAUGCAGAGCAUAGCCGACAACUCCAACCUUGCCGCCUCAGGACUAAUCAAGCUAAAAGAUGCUUUCAAUGUCUUCGUUAACAAUACCCAGCCUGAGCCUCUUGUCUACGACACUGUCUGGAAAGGCGUCGUCUCUUCCGCAACAUAUGGACCAGGCAACAAUGUCGGUCUCGAUUUUGGCAACACAUUGUACAACGAUCAUCACUUCCACUACGGUUACUUUGUCUGGACGGCUGCAGUUAUCGGUCAUCUCGACCCAGAUUGGCUUACAGAAGGCAGCAACAAAGCCUGGGUCAACACGCUUGUUCGUGACUACGCCAACUCGGUCACUGACAACUACUUCCCAUUCUCUCGCUCAUUCGACUGGUUCCACGGGCACUCCUGGGCCAAGGGUCUCUUCGAGUCGGCCGACGGCAAAGACCAAGAAUCGACAUCCGAAGACGCAUUCGCGACCUACGCACUCAAGAUGUGGGGCAAAGUGUCUGGCGACGCCAACAUGGAGGCGCGCAGCAACCUGCAACUUGCCCUCCAAGCGCGCAGCCUCAACAACUACUUCCUGCUGACCUCGGACAACAAGAACCAACCCCCGCAGUUCCUCCCAAACAAAGUCACCGGCAUCCUUUUCGAGAACAAGGUCGACCACACGACCUACUUCGGCACAAACGUAGAGUACAUCGAGGGCAUCCACAUGAUCCCCAUCAACCCCUCCUCGGCUUACACACGCCCCAAGCAGUUCGUGCAGGAGGAGUGGGACAUGUAUUUCAGCAGCGGCCGCGCUGGCUACACCGCCGGCGGGUGGAGGGGCAUCUUGUACGCGAAUCUCGCCAUCAUUGACCCCCAGACGGCGUACAACUUCUUCUCGGAUCCGAACUUCGAUUGGAGUUGGCUGGACGGCGGCGCGAGUCGCACAUGGUAUCUUGCAUACUCGGCGGCGAUGCUGGACGCUGCGAGUGUGGACACGGAGGAGUAUGAUGUUGGGAAUUCGACAUCGGGUUGGUCGCACGAGACGGUGCAGGGUGAAGCUUACACCCCGAAUAAACUCAUUCAAUAUGAGCAUGCAGGCUCGCAUGGGGAUUCGGCCCCUAAGGUGCUUGGUUGGAAAUGAGGCACUGAUUAUGGUGGGAGGGCAUACGAUAUGAUGAGCAGAAGAGAUGGGAAACUACACACGAUGGAAAGGAAAGGCUAGACCGGAUGGGAUGGAUGGAUUUGUUUUCGCCUGCUGUUCGAGCGGUUGACUGACGUUUUAGAUGAUUUUACGCGCUUUAUGUUUACUAUAGAUUACGGUAUAUAGAAGUAUGAUUAAUGAAUAAUGCUACGCUUAGACACGUCUUUCAGUGUUGUGUUUGUGGGACGAUAUUGAAGAUCGUGCUUUUGAUGUUCUGGGAUGUGGCUUCCGUUCUUCAGCUGCCCUCAGCUUCCUCUCUCGUAUAGCGACACCGCCAACCCC